AUGGUGCCUGUGCUCUCGUUGGAAAUGAGGCCGAGCAGCCCAGCGUCGGCAAAUACAAACAAGACGAAAGACCUAAAGUACCUACGCUUUAUAACGCUAAUAGACAAAGAUAUGGACACGAGUGAGUACUGGCGUGAAACUGAGAUCCUUUAUCUCGUGAGAAAUAACGAAGCGGACAUUGAUUACGACAAAUGUGAACAGACUCCUGCCGAGCAGAGCGUGGUACGCAUCAACAGUUUCAGGACGGUCCGACCUAUUUGCAGGAAUAGGAUUGAUUACCAACAGUGCCCCCAAUGUCCACAUUUCAAUAAUCAUACUGAAUGCGAGCUGUUCAGGGAUUCUUGCAAGGAACGUAGGGUGAAUCCGUCGGAGUACCGCACGUACUGCGAUCGUAAGUACGGCAAAUGGCGCGCAAUGUUUCUGCCAGCUGAUUACUCGCAGUGCCGGUGUUGUGAUGAGUGCAUCUUCUUCAGAGGUGUUCCUGUUACUGUACCGCCGUUGCCAAAGGAAACUCUUAAUAUCCGUCGUAGUUUCCGCUACGAAGUUGCUACGAGCCGCGACUGUCCUAUGUCGUGUAGGGGCUACGAAUGUAAAGGAGGUUUAGUGCCUGAACACAGCUGUGUGCUCGGCGGAUUCCUGCCGGACAAGGAACAAUGUAAUUGCUGUGGGCGAUGCAGCAUGUACCAGCAAUUGAAUGAAAAGUGCGCGGAGUUCAAGAAGACCUUUCAAAAUGUCAACGGAACGGUUGAGAUUGAGGAUCAACUUCUUAAAGGACCUUACUUCUUCAUCAUGCCUAACGGUCUUCAGGUGGAAGAAGAAUUCUUGGAGCCAGGGUGUGAUGAUGGACUGGUGUGCAGACAGGGACGCUGCCAGGACAUACACAUGGUGCCGCCUUCUGUUAGUUCACGAUACAAGAGGGAUGAGGAGGUUCUCGCUAAUGAGCCAUGUAAGCGUGAGUUGAAGUACUUUAAGAAGAAGUACGGUCCAGAGGGUCAUCUGCAUUACAACGCGCCGCAAUGCACUCCGCUUUGGCUAUAUGCUCCCGUCCAGUGUCGCCGCUUCGUCUGUUACUGCGCUUUGGAAGAUGGCAGUUUUAUCCUAGGGAUCAAGGUUCCAAGAGUUGAAGUCUCCAACAUGAAUUGCGAUUGUGCCCGAGAGAGGUGUCGCACGGGUUCAGAUGUGGAGUGUGAUGGCUACGGGAAUUACAAGGAGGCCGUGUUCUCGCCACACAUUGAAGAAUGGAAGCUGCCAAACGAAAAAGAUGAGGACCCGGUCACUUCGGUAUCCGUGGCUCCAGAAGACCCUCGCUCAACGCUGCUGCUGGACUUAACUUCUAUGGUGCAAUGA
Spodoptera exigua (beet armyworm) is the source of this 1347-nucleotide messenger RNA. NCBI's taxonomy places the organism in Eukaryota, Metazoa, Arthropoda, Insecta, Lepidoptera, Noctuidae. The record is from the annotation of a GenBank genome assembly.